GUCAAAUGCUCAAAUCCCUCUCUCCCUCCGCCCGUCGCUCUCCCUCUCCCUCUCAAUCCUCUGUCACAAUUUGCCAAUUCCCAUGUUCUUGACCUUUCCCAGUUGAACCAUUUUGAAUUUUCUCUUACCCAUUUCCAUUUCUUCACAAAAAAUUCCUUAUCCUCUUCAUACUCUCCACACUAUGCUCUCUUCUCCCCUCACCCUCCCAUUCCCACCUGGGUUCACUUAGAUUUUCCCGCCCCUACAUCUCUGUUUCACCAUGAAUUCCACAUGGAAGAAGCUCAAACUAGCUCUCGGCUUCAAUAUGUGCCUCUAUACCCCUCCAAAUCCCCCCGAUUCCUUGCCUUCCAUGCCUUCUAGGUUCUCCGACGCCGCCGCGCCGUCUAAUUUGCUUUCUCAGGCCAGUUUUAUCUCCGAUUGCCACCCGCCGACGACACCCACUUCGUCCUCUUCCGGUCUCCGCCUCUCCAAAUCCUCAACCAGAUCCUCCAAGAGGACAUGUGCAAUUUGUCUGACUGCUAUGAAGCCAGGGAAGGGCCAUGCUAUCUUCACUGCUGAGUGUUCCCACUCGUUUCAUUUCCAUUGCAUCACUUCAAAUGUUAAGCAUGGAAACCAAAUUUGCCCAAUUUGCAGAGCCAAAUGGAAAGAGAUUCCUCUCCAAAGCCCUGCUUCUGAUCUUCCCAAUGGAAUGAUGAGAUUCAACCAAAUUGAUUGGUCUCGAGAUGACUCGUGGAUGACCGUUUUAAGAAGGGUUCGUCCCGCACCGAUCGAUGCGCCUAGGCCGAUAGCCUCUCAGUCUCAUGGACCUGAGCCAGAUCUGUUUGAUGAUGAUGAAGUCCUAGAUCAUCAGCCUGUUAUCCCUGAUGAAGGAACACCUUUUGUAGAUGCUGUUGAUAGUUCUAUUGGAACAAUUGAGGUUAAGACAUAUCCUGAAGUUUCCGCUGUUGCUCGAUCUGCAGUUCACGAUAAUUUCACUGUAUUAGUGCAUAUCAAAGCUAGUCUUACGAGUCAGAGCCAACGUUGUCGUGAAACUCCGAUCCCUUUUCCUCCGUCUCGAAGUUCUCGUGCUCCAGUCGACCUUGUUACAGUGCUUGAUAUCAGUGGGAGCAUGGCUGGUACUAAGCUUGCGUUGCUAAAACGAGCAAUGGGCUUUGUGAUACAGAACCUCGGCCCCUCGGAUCGACUUUCAGUAAUAUCAUUCUCCUCUACAGCACGACGCGUCUUUUCUCUUCGUCGGAUGACUGAGAGUGGACAACAACAGGCAUUACAAGCUAUUAAUUCUUUGGUUUCAAAUGGUGGAACAAACAUUGUUGAUGGCUUAAAGAAAGGGACCAAAGUAUUAUUGGAUAGGAAGUGGAAGAAUCCUGUUUGUAGCAUUAUGCUACUUUCAGAUGGUCAGGACACAUAUACGUUUGGCAUGGGUAGUUCACGUUCCGAAACCGACUAUCUGUCGCUUCUACCAGUAGCAAUCCGCCGUAAUAACAACACAGCAUUGCAGAUACCAGUGUAUUCAUUCGGGUUCGGCACCGACCAUGAUGCUACAGCAAUGCACGCUAUCUCCGAGAUUUCAGGGGGGACGUUUUCCUUUGUCGAAGCAGAAGCUACAAUCCAGGACGCAUUUGCUCAGUGCAUUGGAGGGCUCUUGAGUGUUGUUGUGCAAGAGCUUCAGGUUAGAAUUGAAUGUGUUCAUCCUAGUUUGCAGCUCGGUUCAUUGAAAGCAGGAAAUUACCGAUCAAACAUCGACGCAGACUCGAGAAUUGGCACUAUAAAUGUGGGAGACUUGUAUGCUGAAGAAGAACGAGACUUUUUGGUGACAAUUAAUGUACCUUAUGGUGAUUCUAUUGAUGAGAUGUCAUUGCUCAAAGUCAAAUGUGCUUACCGAAAACCGAUCGCAAACGAAACAGUGACGUUAGAAGACAUUGAAGAAGUGAAGAUAAAAAGGCCAAAUGCUAUCGGAGAACAAUCUGUGUCGAUAGAAGUCGACAGGCAACGCAAUCGUAUACACGCCCUCGAGUCAAUGGCCAAGGCUAGAGUUGUGGCCGAGCGUGGUGAUUUGGCCAAUGCAGUCUCUAUCUUGGAGAGCUGUUAUAGAGCAGUAUCAGAAACUAUCUCAGGACAAGCUGGUGAUCAUUUGUGCACAGCACUUUGUGCCGAGUUAAAGGAGAUGAAGGAAAGAAUGGAAAACCGACGCAUCUACGAGGCAUCAGGAAGGGCGUAUGUUCUAUCAGGACUAAGCUCACAUUCAUGGCAGCGAGCCACGGCUCGUGGCGAUUCAACACACAACACGAGCCUUGUGCAAGCUUACCAAACCCCAUCAAUGGUAGACAUGUUGACACGGUCUCAAACCAUGAUAGUAGGGAACCCGACACCACGACCCCAAAGAACACUCCGCCCUACCAUGACGUUUCCUGCACGAACUCGUCAACGGUAAACAACGGUACGAUCUGAAACUUCAUCCUGCCUGCCUUUUUGCUUUCUUUUUUUCUUUUGUGUUGUGUUAUUCAUCCUUUGGUGGGUAUACUUGCUUGUUGUAAGUUGUAAAUGAAAAAGAAUUGGGGGUGAAAUAUGUAAUGUUUGGAGAGAUUGGUUUACUCUAAGUGUGAUUUUGGUUGGUGGUAUAGAAGUGAAUUAUGGGGAUAAGUAUAAUGAGUUUAUCACUAUGGUAUAAUACUGCUCCUAAUUCUUUUCCAA
Molecule: messenger RNA, 2691 nt
Organism: Cucurbita moschata (crookneck pumpkin)
Lineage: Eukaryota; Viridiplantae; Streptophyta; Magnoliopsida; Cucurbitales; Cucurbitaceae
Exons: 2
Coding region: 260-2431 (723 amino acids)
Source: RefSeq, a predicted model, not a curated record